This is a messenger RNA of Drosophila nasuta, 1806 nucleotides long. It is a transcript of the gene HnRNP-K, whose product is annotated as Heterogeneous nuclear ribonucleoprotein K. The record is from RefSeq and is a predicted model, not a curated record. The transcript is spliced from 9 exons. The coding region runs from base 189 to 1709 and encodes 506 amino acids. NCBI's taxonomy places the organism in Eukaryota, Metazoa, Arthropoda, Insecta, Diptera, Drosophilidae. Gene Ontology annotation, molecular function: RNA binding.
UCGUACUCACUCCUCUCAGACGUCGUACAGUCAUUUUUGAUCUCGGUUAUUUCGUGUUUGUGUAAUAAAUUAAAUAAAGACUUAUAUUUAAAUAAAUAAUUUUCCUGCGAUCUUGGUGUUUGUGUCAUCUGCAAUAAGUGUCGAUUGUGUUCACGAUUCGGCCAACAAAAGAGGAACGCCAAGAGAGAAUGAAAAUGAAGCGCGAAAGCAAUGAUGGCGAUGGACCACAGGACCAGAAGCGCAACAGACGCAAUGAGGAGACAGUACGCAUACUGAUACCGAGCAGUAUUGCCGGCGCUGUCAUUGGCAAGGGAGGUCAACACAUACAGAAGAUGCGAACUCAGUAUAAAGCCACUGUAUCUGUGGACGAUUCCCAAGGCCCUGAACGCACCAUACAAAUCUCGGCGGACAUCGAGUCCACGCUGGAGAUCAUCACGGAAAUGCUGAAAUACUUUGAGGAUCGCGACGAGGAAUUCGAUGUGCGUUUGUUAAUCCAUCAGAGUCUGGCCGGGUGUGUCAUCGGCAAGGGUGGACAGAAGAUCAAGGAGAUACGCGACCGCAUUGGCUGCCGAUUCCUCAAGGUAUUCUCAAAUGUGGCACCACAGAGCACGGAUCGCGUGGUGCAGACGGUGGGCAAGCAGAACCAGGUCAUCGAUGCGGUGCGUGAGGUCAUCACAUUGACCAGGGACACACCCAUCAAGGGUCCCAUACACAACUAUGAUCCCAUGAACUUUGAUCGCGUCUAUGCGGAUGAGUAUGGCGGCUAUGGCACUGGCACCGGCAGCACACGUCCCAGCCAGCGAGGCAAUAAUCGCAAUAAUGGCGGUGGUGGAGGCGGUGGCGGCGGCGGUGGUGCUGGCAAUGGCGGUGGCUUUGGAGGUGGUGGUGGCGGCGGUGGAAAUGGAGGCCGGGGCAAUGAUCGCUUUGGUGGACGUGGAGGCGGUGGCGGCGGUGCUGGCGGUGGAGGCACUGCUGGCAUCGGCGGCAUGGGCGGACCCCGUGAUAAUCCCUUCAUCAAUCCGUGGGCCAAUGGCGGUGGUGGGGAUGGCGAUGGCUUUGGCGUCGGUAACAAUGGCGGCGGCUUUGGUGGCAACAACUUCGGUGGCGGCGGACCUUUUGGCGGUGGCAACUUCAGCAAUAAUGGCUUCGGCAAUGGCCCCAAUGACUUUGGUGGCGGCAAUCAGCUUGGCGGCGGCGGUGGAACCAGCAAUCUGCCCAGCCUGGGCAACUUUGGUCAGAGUCAGGGCAGCAAUAGCGGCGGCACUGGAUUUGGCGCUGGCAACAACAGUUUGGGAAAUGGCCUCGGCGCUGGUUUUGGUGCUGGCAACAACAGCCUGGGCAAUGGUCUGGGCACUGUCAACAAUGGCGGUGUCGGUGGACUCGGUGCCAAUAAUGGCGCUGGUGGCUUCAAUGCCGGCGGCAAUAAUGCUGGACCCAACAACAGCACCAACUCGUCAGCCAACAUACCGCAGGGUCAUGAUCCCAACAACAGCACACAGGUCACAAUACCCAAGGAUCUGGCUGGUGCCAUCAUUGGCAAGGGUGGCGGCCGGAUUCGACGCAUACGCAACGAAUCGAGCGCGUAUAUCACCAUUGAUGAGCCCCUGCCCGGUUCCAAUGAUCGCAUCAUCACCAUUUCGGGCACACCCAAGCAAAUACAAAUGGCACAGUAUCUGCUGCAACAGAGGUUGGUGUCGCAAACAGACUAAAAUGUACACGAAAAUGGCAGGCGAAACAACAUUUAAGUGAGACAAGUCUGCAACCAACACCAUCAACAAUAACAACAACAUACAACUACAAAAACAA